Messenger RNA from Drosophila sulfurigaster albostrigata, 1819 nucleotides. RefSeq lists its product as uncharacterized. Bases 209 to 1351 code for a protein of 380 amino acids. NCBI's taxonomy places the organism in Eukaryota, Metazoa, Arthropoda, Insecta, Diptera, Drosophilidae. The transcript has 4 exons. The record is from RefSeq and is a predicted model, not a curated record.
AAAGCCACAAAAGACUACUCCACUAUCAAUUAUCACCCUGAACCAACAACAAACCACUUUAGUCGGUGGUAUAAAAGCUGCCAGCCGCUUUAGAGUGCAUCAUCAGUUCUGCAGCAACUGUCCCAAGUGCCACAGCAGUGAACAUAUACACAUAUAACAAAUAAAAUAUACGCCGCCAGCGAUAGGAUAUACAUUCAAUUCUACGAAAAUGAACAAAACUACAAUUUGGUAUGCGGCUGUGCUGCUCCUCGUCUACUUUACUUUGGUGUUCUGUGAUGAAACCCAGGAGAAUGCCGACACUCAAUUGCUCUCCAAUAAUACGGAUACGGAUACUGACAUUCUAGCUAACGUUGGCCGAGCUCUACAGGAAUUUGAAGGACGUACUCGUCGUCAUCGCCAUCGCUUCUGGUAUCGUCAUCUGUGGCCUCUGGCAAUUGCCUACUGGAUCAAGGUGAAAGUGGUCAUCGUUUCCUUCUUUGUGGGCAGCGCCAUUUACUUGGGCCUCCGUUACUUCUGGCCACAUGCUCGAUGCAACCAGGAAGUCAUUCUCGAUCAUCCUCCACCAUCUUUCAGUCACGAUCACAUUCCAUAUUCUUUGGACCAUCAUGAACAUGAGCACUACGACUCGCCCUCAUACGAUUCGAGCCCUUCCUUUGAGCCCUACUCCGGUUACUCCAGUUACUCUUCCAACUCGGAUAUUGUCUCGGACUACUCAAGCGAUCCCUCCUCCUCUGCUCCAACAGGACCCAGCGGCCCCACAGGCCCAUCGAGCACACGUCGUCGUGGCAGACGCAGCAUUGAUCACGAUGUUGUGGAUACUAUGGAAGAAGAAGUGGAGCAGGAAGAACAGGUGGAGAUCGUAGAUGAAGAGAUUUCCGAGAGUGUGGCACGUCAACAGCCCGCCGAAGAGCAAAUUGCCGACUUUAUGUUUGCCUUUUUGGGUCUGGAUUCCAAGGCCUGCCGCCGCCGCUUUGUCUGCGAAAUGGAAUUCCGCUCCAAGUUGAACCCACUGUCGAGCAUGGCCUUCCGCAUUGUGGGUCGUGGCUUCUUCGAGAAGUACACCAACUCGGCAAAUCCUACGGCCAGAGCUACCAAUUUCCAGGAAUGUGCUGCCGUCAAUCCUGAGUGCAUUUUCGUGGAGAAUACCGAUCCAGAAGUGGAAUCUGUUGAGCAGCCCGCUAGCGAAGCAACCCCAGAUGCUGAGACCGCUGAGAAUGCACAGGAAGCCGAGAACACCUCUGAGGAACAAAACGAAAUCAAUUUGCAGGCGGAGCGUCGUCAUGCCAAGCUGAAGCAACGACGCGGCGAACGCAUGUUAAGUUCCGUUGCUGAACACAUUCUGACACAGUAGAUGACCAACGAUAACUAACGAUUAGCACUUGUAUUUAUUUAUUUAAUUAUUUAUUUUAGCUAUAAGAGUGAUGAAUGAAUCUACACACAAAAUAAACUUGCCUCAGCUAUAUUAAACAAUAUUUUGGUACAAUUAUUUGUUGUCUGGGAUGGGGAAAUGCAAUUAAAACAAAUGCUACAACUUUAACUCAAAAUUCACAAAUCUCAUUAAAUGGAAAUACUAAAAACACAACUGAAUACCGAAUACCGAUGACUAAAUGGAAAGUAUUGAUCCCUAAUAAAAUCAGACUAAAUCUUUUUGACUUUUUCCUUUUUGAUCGCAUUGAUCUGAUCGGCCAUUUGCUCGAUCUCUCGCUGAUUGAUGGGCUCGUUCUUUUUCACACUUGUUUUGCCCUUUUGACGCUGGGCAAUUUCUGCAACAAUAUCACUCAACUUGUCCCAGACGAAAGUGAGGAAUGUGACAGCCAGA